CGGGUUUAGCGACCUAUGUAGUGCACUGUAUUUUCAAAUACGACCCAUUUGGGAUGCGCCCAGACAAACGGUUGAAGUAGAGUUUAUAUGUUGUAUUAUUGUAUUUUCAGAAAAUAUAACAGUUUGUUGAAAUGUGAUUUAUGUUAAAAAACGUGUUAUUAAGUUGUAAAGUAUUUAUUUAGUUAUCUAACUCAAUCCGCGGGGUUUAUUUUUAACUUUGAUAGUUCAACCGGAAGUUGUCCGACUGGAAGUUUCCACAUGCGCGUGUCAGUUCAUCAGCUGUCCCCGGUUAUAAAUACUACUAAUAAAGUGUGGCGCUCAGGUGAACAUGGCGGGUCCAGAACUGCUGUUGGACUCCAGUAUCCGUGUGUGGGUCGUGCUGCCGAUCGUCUUCAUCACGUUUCUGGUUGGAGUUCUGCGCCAUUAUAUCACCAAACUCCUCCAGAGUGAGCGGAAAGUGGAGUUGGAGCAGGUGUCCGACAGCCAAGUAUUAAUGCGCAGCCGCAUACUGCGAGAGAACGGCAGGUACCUCCCCAAACAGUCGUUUGCUAUGCGUAAACACUAUUUCAACAACGCUGAGACUGGGUUCUUCAAGACGGUCAAGAGAAAAGUGGUUCCUAAAAACCCCAUGACUGAUACCAGCAUGAUGACGGACAUGAUGAAGGGGAAUCUCACCAACGUCCUGCCGAUGAUUUUAAUAGGUGGAUGGAUCAACUGGGCUUUUUCUGGAUUCGUCACUACGAAGGUUCCCUUUCCACUGACUCUGAGGUUUAAACCCAUGCUGCAGAGGGGAAUCGAACUGGUGUCCCUGGAUGCAUCCUGGGUGAGUUCUGCCUCGUGGUACUUCCUGAAUGUCUUUGGGCUGCGGAGCAUGUACUCUCUGAUACUCGGGCAGGACAACGCUGCUGAUCAGUCGAGAAUUAUGCAGGAACAGAUGACUGGAGCAGCCAUGGCCAUGCCACCAGACCCCAACAAGGCCUUCAAGAGCGAGUGGGAGGCUCUGGAGAUCGUCGAGCACAAGUGGGCUCUGGAGAACGUCGAAGAGGAACUCAUGUCCCGAGAGCUGAAUUUCCGAGGACUCUUCAGCGAUCGGAUUCGUGAUCGGAGUCACGGCACUGUGUUCUAAACGUACGCCGACCCACGGUAGUUCACGCACUGCUGUGAAGACGUCGAGAUAAUUACGUGCGUGAUGAUUUUUCUGGACAAAUCGACGUCUUUAGCAUGAAGACACGUGUAUGAAGGAGGUUUUUUUUUCUUUUCUUCGUCAAGAUUACCUGUAAAUGUGAAGCCAGGAAGUGAGACAGAAGUUAAAAUCAGGGCGCGUCACGUAUUUCUCACGUACGAUGACGUAUUUAUACCUCAAUUCUUCAUUUCAUUAUUUGAUCCUUCUCUUUUCUCCUCGAAAUAAAUGAAGCAAUCGUUUAAAGAAACGGAAUAAACGGCACACAGCGCCCUCUGGUGGUCUGGAAGUGUUUUCUGAAAGCGAGCAGGUGCAAAGACGCAGCUGAAACGUGCGGUUCAAUUAAAGUCGCACGUUUUUGGUCCAACCAAUUAAAAAGUUGAUGAUGGAAAGUUGA
This is a messenger RNA of Silurus meridionalis, 1577 nucleotides long. RefSeq names its product ER membrane protein complex subunit 3-like. Gene Ontology annotation, biological process: protein folding in endoplasmic reticulum. The record is from RefSeq and is a predicted model, not a curated record. The coding region runs from base 329 to 1126 and encodes 265 amino acids. The transcript has 8 exons. Gene Ontology annotation, cellular component: EMC complex; membrane. NCBI's taxonomy places the organism in Eukaryota, Metazoa, Chordata, Actinopteri, Siluriformes, Siluridae.